This is a messenger RNA of Cygnus olor (mute swan), 1488 nucleotides long. It is a transcript of the gene RAD23A, whose product is annotated as RAD23 homolog A, nucleotide excision repair protein. Gene Ontology annotation, cellular component: cytosol; nucleoplasm. Gene Ontology annotation, molecular function: damaged DNA binding; polyubiquitin modification-dependent protein binding; proteasome binding. The record is from RefSeq and is a predicted model, not a curated record. The transcript has 9 exons. Bases 111 to 1193 code for a protein of 360 amino acids. Gene Ontology annotation, biological process: nucleotide-excision repair; proteasome-mediated ubiquitin-dependent protein catabolic process. NCBI's taxonomy places the organism in Eukaryota, Metazoa, Chordata, Aves, Anseriformes, Anatidae.
CGAGUUCCGGCCGCGCGUCACGUGAGGCGGAAGCGGCGGGGCGCCUAAGAUGGCGGCGGCGUGAGUUGCAUGUUGUGGGGCCGCCGGGAGGAGCCGCCGCCGCCGCCGCCAUGGCGGUGACCGUGACGCUGAAGACGCUGCAGCAGCAGACCUUCAAGAUCCGCAUGGAGCCGCACGAGACGGUGCGGGCGCUGAAGGAGAAGAUCGAGGCGGAGAAGGGCAGCGACGCCUUCCCCGUGGCGGGCCAGAAGCUGAUCUACGCGGGCAAGAUCCUGAGCGACGAGGUGCCCAUCCGCGAGUACCGCAUCGACGAGAAGAACUUCGUCGUCGUCAUGGUCACCAAGGCCAAAGCCGCCGCGCUGGGCACCGCAGCGCCCGAAGCCGCCGCAGCCGCCGCUGCCUCGGACCCCCCCCUGGCGCCGGGGCCCCCCCCGGCCGCUGACGCCGUCCCCCCCCCGCCGCCGGCGGCCCCCAGCGAGGAGCCGGCCCCCCAGGACCUCCCCCCGCUCACGGCGGCGGAGCCCGCGGCGGGCUCUGUUCCCCCCCCAGGUGGUGCGGGGCGCUCGGCCGACGCUGCCUCCACCCUCGUGACGGGCUCGGAGUACGAGACGAUGCUGACCGAGAUCAUGUCCAUGGGCUACGAGCGCGAGCGGGUGGUGGCCGCGCUGCGCGCCAGCUACAACAACCCCCACCGCGCCGUCGAGUACCUGCUGACGGGCAUCCCCGGGAGCCCCGAGCCCGAGCGGCCGCCGGUGCAGGAGAGCCGCCCCCCGGAGCAGCCCCCGCCUGAAGGGGAGAACCCGCUGGAGUUCCUGCGGGAGCAGCCGCAGUUCCAGAACAUGCGGCAGGUGAUCCAGCAGAACCCGGCCCUGCUGCCCGCCCUGCUCCAGCAGCUGGGCCAGGAGAACCCCCAGCUCCUGCAGCAAAUCAGCCAGCACCAGGAGCAGUUCAUCCAGAUGCUGAACGAGCCGCUGGGGGAGCUGGGCGACCUCGAGGGCGAGAUGGGUGCCAUCGGGGACGAGUCCCCGCAGAUGAACUACAUCCAAGUGACGCCUCAGGAAAAAGAAGCCAUAGAAAGGUUGAAGGCGCUGGGCUUCCCCGAGAGCCUGGUGAUCCAGGCCUACUUCGCCUGCGAGAAGAACGAGAACCUGGCGGCCAACUUCCUGCUCAGCCAGAACUUCGACGACGACUGAGACCGACGCUGGGGGGGGGCCAGGAACCCCCCCCACGCCCCCCCCCAGGGGCUGCACAGCCUCGCCCCCCGGGGGGGGCCGCGGGGAGGGGCGAGGCUGGGACCCCCCCCUUGGGCCCCGCCACGUCCCGAGGGAGGGGCAGCGAUGGGUGCGGCCCCCCCCCCCAGGGCCCGCUCCGGACAAACGCUUCCUCCCUGUGUCCCCCCCCCUCCCCCCAAAUUCCUCCCCCCCUCCCCAACUUCCCCUCCCCCAUUUGGCCCUGGGGGGGGUAGGGCAGCCCUGUGGGAGAUUAAAA